This is a messenger RNA of Aspergillus luchuensis, 243 nucleotides long. RefSeq lists its product as uncharacterized. The transcript has a single exon. The coding region runs from base 1 to 243 and encodes 80 amino acids. The record is from RefSeq and is a predicted model, not a curated record. NCBI's taxonomy places the organism in Eukaryota, Fungi, Ascomycota, Eurotiomycetes, Eurotiales, Aspergillaceae.
AUGACCAAGAAGGAACACCCCGAAGAACUCAACAAGAGUUCGGCAGUCCAUGAUGAACAUGCCGACAUCAAUGCGCUUGCUCUUCUAUCCUCGGAGGUGAAGUAUGACGCCGGAAAGCUCAGGGACCUCAUCCACAACCCCUACGCAUUCGGUGCUGCGUUCUUGGCAUCAUUCGGUGGUUUUUCAUUUGGCUACGGUAGGUCCUUCGUCCGCCUACACUACGUCCCAAUUAACAUGUUCUAG